UGCUUGGAUUACUGCAAUCGCGGGAAACUAGGGACAUCUACUCCUACCAUUGCCGUAUAUCCCCAUGAGAAGCAAUUGGUUUUUUCGUAAGCGAAGGAACGUGUGAUCGAGAGGAACGAAGGGAAAGUUGUGGCCGUGCUGGACAGUCACCGCCAACCAGCUCGUGAGAUUCGACGCGGGAUGCUACGAAACAAGCUUCGCAGCCAGACGAAAAUUUGCUCAAGGCGUCACAUUCCUCGCGGACUGACCUCAGCGGCUUUCGACACUAUCUCACGUUUCGCGUACGCCGGAUACCAUUGGAUCGACUGGAGCCGCUGGAUCGGUGUAUCGUGAUCGAUGGUUAGAUCGUGAACGACUAUGGAUGUCAGUACAAGCGAGCCUUAUCUUUUCCCUCAUUAAAAGAAAUCAAAAACUCGUCGCGCGAGUAACUAAAACGGUAAAUACCGGACUGCAUCCUGUAUCAGGUUGGCGACGAUACUCUCGAAUACUGAUUGUGCUUGUGGAAAAGUGGCAUGUUGUGAAUGAUCCGAAAUUCUACUGAGAUACCGAGACGUUUUGUUCGAGAAGCGAAUAUAUCUUGAAAUUCAAAUUUUUCUCCAAAAGAAAAAUGCCUGCGAUAAAACUCUUCGGCAGAACAUGGCUAGCUGCGAGCGACGACCUUGUUUAUCCGGGUAUCUUUGAAAUUUUCAUUCGAUCCAUUUGGUUAUCCCUAAUUGUAACCGUUUGUGUCAGAUAUUAUGAUCAUACAUGGAGUUGUCAGUCAGGUGGAGAGUUAGUUCGCGUGUAUCUCUUAGGAGAAGUUGCAUUUCUUGUCGUGUCUAUACUUUUCAUGCUCAUCAUUACAAGACUGAGCGCAAAAGGAUCUAUCAUGGAAACGCACGCUCGUAAACACGUUGAACCAAUCUUGACAGUUAAAAUAUUGUUGCUCCUACCUGAAAUAUCAUGGAAUAUUUUAGGAAGUUUAUGGUUAUUUGGAUCGAACGUCAAAUGUUCUUAUGAACAUUAUACGAUCAUGAUAACCCAGGCGUUGGUGUUCUUCGACUGGAUUCUUAUAGGUCUAACCAUUUUCGGCUUGGCAUUGAUUUUUGAUCCAUUAGGCUUAUUAAGUAAGAAACAUUUAGAAAGUUCUGUCGAAUAUGGCAAACUCUCAAGGAACUGGCAACGGAGAUUCAAGUUUCUCUGGUGGAUGAGAAAAGACGAGAACGCUAACGAGACUUUUCAACAAGUUGCUGGUUUGCUAAGCUCUCUGUACCAGGGAACGGAUUUAGUUCCUUCAGAUAUUAUCGCAGGAUGUAUACUGCUAAGAAUUCGGCAAAAGCGAGAAACUCGUGAAUUGCACCGGUUAAAUAUUCUUCCCGUUCCAAAAUAUACUUCCGAUGCAACUGCAAUUUUUAAAAAUGCACCAGGUUGGAUGUCUUUAGAUAACGCCAGUUACUAUAUAAAACUCUCAUUAGCUGCUUAUGGAUGGUUAUACGUUAUGUAUUUACAUAUAUGCACCGGAUGUUUUCAUAUUCUGCCGAAUUUGACUUGUUGCGCUUGUUUUCGAACAAAACGUAUACCAAUUAUUGGCGACAAUUGUUGCUACUGUUAUUUAGCCGGUAUGAAAACUUUAUCAGAUUUAUCGACGGAUGACAUCCUGUAUGCGUCAUUUAAAAACUAUUUAUGCGAGAUACCGUUCUGUGUAAUAGCAGAUCAGAACAAAAAUAACAUUGUCAUUAUUAUACGGGGUAGUCUCUCAUUGCGUGACUUGAUAACUGAUAUUGCCGCAGGUUCUAAUGUUUUUGUAUGCGAAGGUGUUCCAUCAAACAGCCAUGCACACAGUGGCAUGAUAAUAGCUGCUAGGCUGAUAUUGAAGAAAUUAGAUGAUAACAAGGUUUUGGAACGAGCAUUCAAUACAUAUCCUCAUUACGAUUUGGUUAUUACAGGUCACAGUCUAGGUGCUGGUAUAGGUAUUCUGCUAGGAUUUUUAUUACGUCCACGAUAUCCAUCACUGAAAGUCUAUGGAUUUUCCACACCAGCGGGUCUUCUCUCAAGGGAGCUUGCCAGAAUAACGGAAGAAUUCGUUUUCACAGUAGGCAUUGGAGAUGAUUUAGUAAUGAGGUUGAGUGUUGAUAGCGUAGAAAAUCUUCGAACGUCUUUGCUUAUAGCACUUCGUGUUUGCCCAUUACCUAAGUAUAGAGUAGUAUUAAACGGAUUAGGUUACAUUUUAUUCGGCAUACCUGAGAAAGAUCUUGAAAAUACAUGGAAUGCCUAUAAUAUGAUUACCACUGUAUCGGGAGAAACACCUUUACUUAACGACCGAGAUAUAAAUACAGUAGAGGAAAGUAGGAUUUACGAGCGAGAUAUUUCGAAAAGGAGAUAUUCUAAAGUAAAAUUAUACAUGGGUGGUAGAAUACUUCACAUAAUCAAAUGUAAAACCGAACAGUCAAAAAACAGCAAGAGUCAAAAUAAGAAAGAAAAGAAAUUCGAGAUGCGAUGGGCACAACCAGAAGAAUUUACGGAAUUAAUUGUGAUGCCAAGGAUGUUAUUGGAUCAUUUACCAGAAUGUAUAGACAAAACUCUGAUUACUUUGAUAGAACAACAAAAAGACUAGCUACAAUAGUUUAAUCCUUGACAUAAGUAAUAAAAAGUGAAUUGGUUUGUCGUUACGUUAUAUCGUUAGUAAAAUCGUGCAAUUUUCCAAAUAGUACGGAGCGUAGUUUUAAAUUUGAAUAUUUUCUGACUUAAACUGAACAUAUAAUAUAACAUAAUGCAUAACAUAAAACACGUAUAAGACGCAACACCAAAAAAUCGAAUGACAAAUGUAACAACCUACAUUUUAAAAACGUCUACAAAAUGUUCGCAGAAGAAAUGAAAAUUGCGUUCGAUCAGUUAUGUUCAUUUCAUUAUGAUGAUUAUAAUCGUUUAAUAUGGUGAUUAUACAUAUGGUGCAAUGAUGUGAUUUGUGAUCACUUUGUAAUUACUUUUAAUUGUUACUUUUCAUUACUUCAAAUAUCCCAAUCAUGUGAUUUUAAUAGAUAUAUAUAUAUAUAUAUAUAUAUAUAUAUAUAUAUAUAUAUAUUAUAUUUUUUCUACUAUAAUAAUGGUGGUAAAAAUAUAUAAUACAGAGUAUGACUUGUUCUUGGUUGUAGUAUUUUAACAUGCCCACUGUGUUGCACUUAUAACUUGGUUGGUGUAAUUAUUUGCAUUGUACUUACCCAAAUGUAACCAAAAUGAUUACGUUAUAUUUUAUUAUUGAAUACAUUCUUCUGUUCUGUUAUAGAAA
Messenger RNA from Bombus terrestris (buff-tailed bumblebee), 3265 nucleotides. RefSeq names its product diacylglycerol lipase-beta. The coding region runs from base 608 to 2593 and encodes 661 amino acids. The record is from RefSeq and is a predicted model, not a curated record. Gene Ontology annotation, biological process: lipid metabolic process. The transcript has 15 exons. NCBI's taxonomy places the organism in Eukaryota, Metazoa, Arthropoda, Insecta, Hymenoptera, Apidae.